CCGUUCAAGCGCCGAGCUAGUAUGACUUCGGUGACUGAGCGUGCUGCGGUGACCAAGGAAGGAUUCGCCGAGCGAAUUCUUAAUCGCUGCAAAGUUCCUGCUGCUCCAGCGACCUACAUGCUGUUGGGGGCGAUUCCGCCGACUUCCAACAUUGUAGAGCGAUUGUUCAGUAUGGCACGUGCAGUUCUGCGUCACGAGCGUCACCGGCUGUCUCCUAUUUUGCUGGAGAUGAUUCUGUUCUUGAAGGUGAACAGCUCUCGCUGGGAUGUGGCAACUGUGUAG
Molecule: messenger RNA, 282 nt
Organism: Phytophthora nicotianae INRA-310
Lineage: Eukaryota; Oomycota; Peronosporomycetes; Peronosporales; Peronosporaceae
Exons: 1
Source: RefSeq, a predicted model, not a curated record